Molecule: messenger RNA, 1392 nt
Organism: Olea europaea var. sylvestris
Lineage: Eukaryota; Viridiplantae; Streptophyta; Magnoliopsida; Lamiales; Oleaceae
Product: homeobox-leucine zipper protein HDG11-like
Exons: 10
Coding region: 1-1392 (463 amino acids)
Molecular function (GO): DNA binding; lipid binding
Source: RefSeq, a predicted model, not a curated record
AUGGAUUCUGGCUAUGAAGGAAGUGGAUCAGGCAAUAAACAGACCUCGAACUCUAGAACAGGCAAGAAGCCAUGCCAUCGACUCUCAACACAACAAAUACAGAAGCUUGAAGCCAAUCCAAAUUCAGAUAAUGCAAUUAAUAUUGAACAUUUUGAUUCUAGCUGCAAAUGUACUGAAUUAAAUAGUUGGUUCUUUAAGGAAUGCCCACAUCCACGUGAAAAUCAGAGGCGACAAUUGAGCAGGGAACUAUCACUUGAUCUCAAUAAGAUAAUGUUUUGGUUUCAAAAUAAAAGAACUCAGACGAAGGUUCAUCAAGAGAGAACAAACAAUAGCACCCUUCGAUCUGAAAAUGAAAGAAUGUAUUGUGAGAAUUUAGCAAUGAAAGAGGCUCUGAAUAACAUUAUCUGCCCAACUUGUGAUGGUCUAGGUCUUGGAAAAGAAGAGAGGCAAUGUAAUAUACAGAAAUUGAGAAUGGAAAAUGCCUUAUUGAAAAAAGAGCACGAACGAAUGCUUAACUCAUGUUCCAGCUUGAAGGGAGAAUUACCAACUUUGUUACAAAUGGAAUCUCUUGGCAUUGAUACUUCAAUGAGCGUUCCUGGAAGACCAUUUUUUGGUCGAGGGACAGGAUGCCCUUCUCUUGAUCCUGAACAAAUUCCACAGAGUUCACUAAAUAUCCCCUCACAGUUCCAAUUAAGAGAAAUACAGGAGAUGGAGAAGUCGAUCAUUAUUGGAACCGCUGCUGCUGCCAUGGAUGAAUUGGUGCAACUUCUACAAGUAAAUGAACCUGAGUGGAUCAAGUCUCCAAGAUAUGGUAGAUAUUUAAUUACUCGAGAUAGCCGUGACAAGCUUUUUCCCAAGGCAAAUCAUUUUAAAUCCUCUGGUUCCCAGAUUGAAUUUUCCAAAGAUUCUGGAAUCGUGGCAAUGGCUACCACAAACUUGAUUGAGAUGCUUCUUGAUUCGAAUAAAUGGAAAGACAUGUUUCCUACCAUUGUUACUAAUGCUCAGACCCUAGAAGUAAUUGAUUCAGGAAGUUUGGAUGGAUCUUUGUACUUGAUGUACGAAAAAAUGCACAUUCUAUCACCUCUUGUGGCACCUCGAGAGUUCUUUUUCAUUCGCUACUUUCGACAACUUAAUUCAAACAUGUGGAUAAUUGCUAAUGUAUCGUAUGAUUUCAUCAAAGAGAUACAAGAUGCUUCCUCUUCUCCAUCUUGGAAACUUCCAUCGGGAUGUAUGAUAGAAGAUAUGUCAAAUGGAAAAUCAAUGAUGUGGAUUCAUUCCGGAUUUGAUAGAUUUGAAAUGGAGAGAAGAACUUCAUGGUAUCUUGAUAUGAUCCGAGAUGUACCACCAAUGAUCAAGAAUUUGGUGAUUGAUUGGAAGAAACCAAAGCCAUGA